AGCUGAUUAAAUGCAAGAACUGAAUAAUCUUUAUGGCAUGGAGGCAAUGAAUACCUCACAACCAGUGUCCACUACAAUGAUGAACACAGAGGAUGAACCACUUCACACAGCUGUGCCUUCUAAUGAUGAAGUAUGGGAAGAUUAGUUACUACUGUCAUUAUCAUUAUUAUGCACAGAUCUGUUCAAAUCUUCCAAAUCUACUUCCCUUUGUCUUUCGGCUGACAUCUUGCCUUGUUUUGGUGCACUUCUACCAUCCUAUUCAUCUUCUAGAUAGUUUUUUAAAUAAUUUUUUUGAAAGGAAGAACUUUCAGAGCAUUACGCAUUUUAUGAUAAUUAAAUAACCUCCAUUUGGCAAGAAAAGAUUCACAGAUGUUUGUUUGGAUGUUAAGCUGUUCCAAGGAAAUCUGGUAGCUAUAAAGGACAGAUAUUAUGCAUAGAACAGUGAAAAAACUUUCACAUUGAGGUUAGCAAAGCCUCUAAUAUGUAGCAAAUUGCUCUCUAAUUAAUAAUUGCUUAGCCCUUGAAAAUAUGCUCAUAACAUUUAGUCUGGAAGUCAAGUUCAAUAAACUCGGUUUCUUGAGAUGGGCCCAGAUGUAACUCAGUCAAUAAUAGUGAGGCAGGUUGUAGUGGAAUUUAAUUCUUCAUAAUGAAUGAAUGUAUAACUUUUCAUAAUUCUUUCAUAAGGUUCCAGGCAUAAAAACAAUAAGAUCAUAUGUGAUGCCUCAUUCAACACUUGGAAAUCCUCAGAUGAACGGUAUCAGUGACUCAAGUGUAGUUGAUCAGCAAACUGUUAAGGGACAGGAGGCUCCACAACAUCUACUUCAUCCAGUAACAAUACCACCAUGUAUCGAUAAAUAUAUGUACUGUAAGUAUUGAGAUGUUCAUUCUAGUGAUCAAGAGCAGAAUCUCAAAUAGUGUAGACUACAGGAAAAUGAGUGUCUACAAUUUACAUAAUUCCAAAGGUUAAUUGUAAAAACUUACUUAAAUAGAUGUAAUCAUCAUAAAUUAUGUUACUCUUUAAAAAAAUGUAUUCCUUUUAUCUGUUAUCUGAAUCACUGUUAUUUUUCUCACUUGAAAUGUUGCUGAUUUUAUGCAAGUCUCGGAAAAUCUUAACAGCAUGAAGGCAAUAAAUACAUCACAACCAGUGUCCACUACAAUGAUGAACACAGGGGAUGAACCACUUCACACAGCUGUACCUUCUAAUGAUGAAGUAUGGGAAAAUUAGUUACUACUGUCAUUAUCAUUAUUAUGCACAGAUCUGUUCAAAUCUUCCAAAUCUACUUCCCUUCAUCUUUCAGCUGACAUAUUACCUUGUUUUGGUGUGCUUGCACCAUCCUUUUCUUUUCCUUUUCUUUGAAACAAAGAACUUUUGGGGCUUUAUUUAGGCAUUUUAUGAUCAUUAAAUAACCUCCAUUUGUCAAGAAAAUAUUCACAGAUGUUUGUUUGUGGACUUUAGCUGUUCUGAGGAAAACUGGUAGCUAUGAAGGACAUAUAAAGCAUAAAACAGUGAAAAACUUUCACAUUUGAGGUUAGCAAACCCUCAAACAUCCCUUGCGAAAUGGUUUUUGGAAUUCCUAGGAAUAAAGGUGUGAAUUUUCACGGUAAAUUCGGACUGGGAAUUCCUAGGAAUUCCCAACCAUAACAACUCUGGUUCUAAAAACCUAGAAAUUCCUAGAAAUUCCCAGAAAUUCCAAGUUUAUAGCCAACAGGACUUGGAAUUCCUAGGAAUUCCUAGGAAUUCCAACUCAGAGAACCAAUGACUUUCCCUGAAAAGCUGUAAAUCUAAAAAAAAUUCCUAGGAAUUUCUGGGAAUUUUUGGGAAUUUUUAGGAAUGUUUAGGAAUGUUUAGGAAUGUUUAGGAAUGUUUAGGAAUGUUUAGGAAUGUUUAGGAAUGUUUAGGAAUGUUUAAGAAUUACUGGGAAUUUUAAGCAAAAAUUUGAGGCUACUGCAGGGAUUAGGAAGGUUUAACAGGCAAAUGAGCCUAUGGCCCCUAUCAUUGGAAAGUUAUGGGCCAUUUAUAAAGCGUUUGGGCCAUUAGGGUAAAUAAAUGGGCCAGUAAAAAUUUUAACAAAGGUUUAUUGCUUGUGUAUUACAGUCUAUACCUAUAUCUGUUUCGUCCGUUUCACGGUCGUUUUCGCUCACAGUAUCACGAUUCUGCUCCGCUGUUGUGUUGAAAAAUGUAGACAACGUUCUCUGCGAGCUGUCCAAUCUCAAGAUUUUUUUCGGAGGCAUGAGGCUAAUCGAUGCAAAUACAUUCAAAGCGACGAAAACGCUCGAACUCUGCUCGAAAACGAAAGCACAUGGAACUCCGAGCAAUAGCCUCGUUUGCAUGCAAAGUCCGAGUUCAGGAUCUGGGAACAAGAAUGAAGCGAGCGUGAUCAAACGAGCGAAGGCAC
This is a messenger RNA of Pocillopora meandrina, 2396 nucleotides long. The record is from the annotation of a GenBank genome assembly. NCBI's taxonomy places the organism in Eukaryota, Metazoa, Cnidaria, Anthozoa, Scleractinia, Pocilloporidae.